Molecule: messenger RNA, 903 nt
Organism: Tripterygium wilfordii
Lineage: Eukaryota; Viridiplantae; Streptophyta; Magnoliopsida; Celastrales; Celastraceae
Product: thioredoxin F-type, chloroplastic-like
Exons: 3
Coding region: 202-762 (186 amino acids)
Source: RefSeq, a predicted model, not a curated record
GUCUGUCUCUCCUCCAUUGUCAUCUUUUUCAACACAAUCGUAGCCACGAUGUUCUGGGCGUACCAAACUGACCUCGUCUAAUCACACGACAGCCCCAUAUCUGAUGGGCAACCCCGUCAUUUCAUUCCAAAAGAUCCCACUUUUAUUCCACUUUCCACUCUCUUCCUCUUCCCGCUGAGUCACAUUUGUUUCCUUGAAAUAAUGUCUUCGCUUCAAUUCUCAUUCUCUCCUUCCUCGAUUCGCCGCCAGCCGUCCGCUGCGAAGCACUCGAUCGUGCCUUCCUCCGCUGCUGCCGGUGUAUCGAGAGGGUGCUCCUCCUCCUGGACGAGUAACGACGUCGUCUGUCUCAGUAAUGUCGGUCAGAAGAGGCGGAGGGGAAGUGGAUCGUUCAGGGUGAGAUCGAGCUUGGACACUGUGGGCCCUACAGCAACUGUGGGCCAGGUCACCGAGGUCAACAAGGACACCUUCUGGCCCAUCGUCAAGUCGGCCGGUGAAAAGACUGUCGUCUUAGACAUGUACACUCAAUGGUGUGGGCCUUGCAAGGUCAUCGCGCCAAGAUUCCAAGAGCUAUCCAAGACGUACCUUGAUGUUGUCUUCUUAAAGCUUGAUUGCAACCAAGAUAACAAGCCUCUGGCGAAGGAGCUCGGUAUAAGGGUGGUUCCUACCUUCAAAAUUCUGAAGGACAGCAAGAUUGUAAAAGAAGUCACAGGAGCCAAAUUCGAUGAUUUAGUUCAUGCCAUUGAUAGUGUCAGAUCCAGUUGAUUAUACAUCUAUAUUUAUAUAUAUAAAUAUUUUCGAACAUUGUAAAUUACUCAAGAGAGCCUAUACAAUGCCUGCGUGAAAAUAAUUGUUGUAAUACGUUGGAUAUUAUUGCACAAUCUAAUCUAAAUGGAGUGUCUGUAA